CAGCACCGCGGACAGCUCCUCCUCCUUCUUCUCCUCCACCUCCUCCUUCUUCUCCACCUCCACCUUCUCCUCCUCCUCCUCGCCGCCGAACCGACGCCGAACUCCGCGCUUGAUCGUCCUCGGAAAUGCGGGGUUCGGAGUGAGAACGUUCCGAACUCGGACGGACCUUCGCUCGUGCUCCUUCGUCUGCGGACGUCCGCGCGGUUCCGGGAGAUGGAGGCUCGCUUGGCCGGGUCGCCGGACGCGGUUCUGGACGGAGACGCGGAUCCAGUGUGGUGGUGAGGAGGAUGAGGAGGAUGAGGAAGAUGCUGAUGCUGCUGACGUUUGCCGCGCUUUGGGACAACACCUGCGCCAUGGACUCAGCAGGUGGCGCCGCACCUGGCCAAGAGUGGCUGUGGUCUCUGGUGUCCGCCUGCGCCCUGGUCGGCCUGGUGGUCUUCACGCUGACCUGCUUGUGCUGCAAGAAGACCAGGACCAGGACCAGGACCAGGACCAGGACCGGCUUCACGGAGUUCCACAAUGUCCAAGAUGGCGAGGACUUCCACGCUCACAUGGCGCCGGACGGCCCGGAUGUUUACAUCCUGCCUCUCACCCAGGUGUCCCUGCCGGUCGCUAGGCAACCCGCUCUGCCGGUCCAACUCCAGAAAUCUUCCAACCUGAGCCGCCACAAUCUCCUGUACCUGAAGGAGAUCGGAAAUGGCUGGUUUGGGAAGACGUCUCAUCUCUUGAGUGUUGACAAGCAGAUAAAAUCUCCUUCUCUUCCUCGUUUAUCACCAUCAUCUUCCACCUGUGUCUGCCAUGAUUUGGUUCUUCUGGGGGAGCUCAAUCAGAACCUGCGAAGCAGUCAGGUGGUGGUCAAGGAGCUGAAGGCCAGUGCCAGCGUCAAGGAACAGAUGUACUUCCUAGAAGAAAUACAAGCUUACCGGGUGCUGCAGCACUCGUCUCUGCUGCAGUGCCUGGCCCAGUGCACUGAGGUCACGCCCUACCUGCUGGUCAUGGAGUUCUGUCCACUGGGUGAUGUGAAGGGUUAUCUGCAAAGCAGCAGGUCUGCAGAGAGCGUCGCCCCCGAGCCGUUACUUCUCCAGCGAAUGGCGUGUGACAUCGCAUCAGGACUUCUGCACCUGCACAAGCACAACUUCACUCACAGAGACCUGGCUUUGAGGAACUGCUUGCUUACAGCCGAUGCUACAGUGAAGAUUGGCGACUAUGGCUUGUCCCACACCAAGUACAGGGAUGACUACUUUGUGACAUCUGAUCAGACUUUUGUGCCCCUGCGCUGGAUCGCACCUGAGCUGGUGGACGAGGUGCACGGAAAUCUGCUGGUGGCCGAGCAGACCCAACAGAGUAACAUCUGGUCUCUGGGAGUGACCAUCUGGGAAUUGUUGGAGCUGGGAAACCAGCCUUACAGCCAUUAUUCUGACCAACAAGUUCUGGCCUACGCCUUGAGGGAGCAGCAGCUGCGACUAUCCAAACCGAUGCUCAAAGUUCCUUUGGCUGAACGAUGGUACGAGGUGAUGCAGUUCUGCUGGCUCCCGCCUGAUCAGAGACCCAUCGCUGAGGAGGUCCAUUUGCUGCUGAGCUACUUGUGUGCCAAAGGUGCCAGCGAGGCCAAAGAUGACUUUGAGAGGCGCUGGAACUCCAUGCGGCCCAGUGCCGGACACAACAUUCGCAGCGGAUCCCCGAUGAUGACGCGCGAGCAGCUUUCGUCCACCUCCUCCUCUUUCCCUCUGCUUGAACGAUUCUCAGGCACUGACGGAUACCACUCAGAGUCUGGGGAUGACAUUUUAACGAUCACUGAGACCAGCCAUGGCCUGAACUUUGAGUACAGGUGGGAGCAGGCCCGGGCAGAGCAGUCAUACGGAGGCCAGAACUCCUCCAGUGGCCUCAGUCAAGUCAGUCAUCAUGAAGCAUUUUAUCCACCGGUGGGGAUUGUGGGAGGCUGCCUCAAUCAUGAAGCUUCUCCUUCUUGCUACCAACCUAAACUUCUGCACGCUCCUGGUGUACUUCCUGUCUUUAGCGCCCACGGCCCAUCAGUAAACAGUGAAUACUACAUCCGCAUCGAAGAACCCGUAGACUGUAACAUGGAGCCUGAGUAUACCAUGUGCUCUUACAGUCCAGACUGCCAGGGAAGCAGUGGCAGCUUCCUCACCGGCAGUGCAGACUCAGAUGAAAUGAUGGUCUGCCCAACUCAGGCUAAAAUCCUAGACCCCUUCUGGUCAGCAGACAUGCACAAAUCAGAUGUCUAUGACUCAAAUGAGUCCAGUCCUGCUAUCUCUCUGACAAUGGAACCCCUUUUAGGGCAGGUUGCAGACAGCAGCCCUCUACGACCAUGGGAGUCCAGUCACUAUGUGUCCUACAAAGAUCAAGAUGGAGGUUACUACUAUGAGCACACGUCACCUGUGGACAUAGAACACUAUCUUAUGGGGGGUGAGAUGUCCACUGAACAACUUUAUGAAAGCUGGGGGUCAAGGAGUCUUCGCCAGGCAUUGGGCGAGUUGGAGACCCCAGUGGGAAUAACUCCGUCUUUCAGUAGUCCCAUUGAAGAGGCCUACAGUGACUCUUACUUGGACACAACACAAACCUCAAUCCUCGAUAAGACAGUGACAGGAGGCUACUAUGACAUGAUGGGCUCCCUGAGGAAGACCAUGCCGAGCCACAGCAGGCACAACAGCCACUCGGUCAGCAUCAACGUGGAGACAGAAGGGGCGCUCUUCAUUGGACGCAGGGAGAGCGAUUCAGAAGAGGAAGAAGAAGAGGACAUAUUUAUAGAGAGGUACACUUGCAACACAUGGCCUUCUAAACAUCGCCAUCGCAACGUUGUGCACCCAAGACGAGCGAGCCAGAGCGGCAGACAAGACACCUAUGUGGACUUUCAAUACACAAUGCCGAGCACAGACAUCGAAGAUUCCUGGCCUGAGGAGCGCAGCCUGGCCUUCCACAGUCUACCCAAGUCUGUCAACUACCUGGAGCAGCACCAGGCUAAAGACAGCAGCUGUCUGAGUCGACACCGUGCGACCGCAACCUUGGAGGGCUGUGAGGCCUUUGUCUACUUGUGUCACCAGAGUGAAACCCAAGGAGCGCCACCAAGAGAUUGCUGCCACUCACACUUUGUCGACCCACUCACUGGCAUGCUAGUCAGAGGCAGCAACUACUGCUACGCUCCGAACGACUACAUCUGCGACAAAGUUAUCAACAUCUCGAGCAAUGAAGAGAUGAUCAACCUUUCGCCGGCACCGGGGGGUCCAACUGUGUCCAAAGCUGCCUUGAUCAAGCCUGAGGGCGGUGGAGACAUAUAUGUGGAUCUCCGAACACAUGUGGCCCCUUGCGAAGAGACCAAGAAAGCGCUACUAGUGACAAAGCCUACAAUAGACCAAGAUAUGACUCAAACAUCUCCACCGCCUGCAGGCAACACGCACAUCAUGGUGGUCCUCACAGACCCGCCGUCAGAGAAGAGUCAAACAGGAGACAGCGGUCUCGAUCGAGGCUGCUCCAGCGUAAGCCUUACGGACAUCCUGGACUGCAGUGACAACGAAGACGAUGACAUGACUGAUGACAUCACUGAUAUCCCUUCAGGGAUCUUCGCAGACGAUGCUUCUCCUGCCUUCAAGUCACUACAGAAGCAGGUGGGAACACCAGAUUCCAUGGAGGCUAUGGAGGUACCGUCUGCAGCCGGUUUAUGUGAGGGUUCCAGCCCAGCCUCCCGCCCUUCCUGUUCCCCCAAAGCAAUGGACAGUGGCUACGACACAGAAAAUAAUGAGAGUCCAGAGUUUGUCCCAAAGGAACCUCAUGAACCCAGAGACCAAGCUACAACACAGCUUGCGAGUCUGGAGGAGGACGAGGCACAGGAGAUAUCACCAGAAGAAGAAGCAUCCUUUGAUGACUCCCAGUCACGUGACCACACCUUGUUACCACUGAGUCUGGAGACGCCACACAGUGACUCUGCCUACUUCUCAGACUAUGAGAAUGAACAUCAGUCCAAGAAUGAGGAGGAGCAACUGCACUAUAAAGAAGAAGAAACCCCAGAGACGAAUCAUGGAAGCAGACAUAGAGAACAUUCUUGUCCAGCACAAAGUGGAACAUUGGAAAGAGCAGACUGUGAUUGUGACGACUUGCUGGAUUCUUCAGGUGGACUCGAGGAGUGGCCAUCGCAGGAGGAGAACUUGUCUCUUGGAGACUGGGCAGCAGAGGUUGUUGGAGCCAUGGAGGAGGCUCUUGAUGCCCUUAACGGACAGCCUGAGGAGGAGGAGGAGGAGGAGGAGGAAGAAGGAGAACAAUUCUGUCAACCUCCCGAAAAAAGACCAGGGAUAGAAGUCCUGCACAUCUUACCCAAAGAUGAGGUGGCCUUGCAACACGCGGCCAACACAAGAAGGUCAUCUUUAUCUUCUCCUCCACCUCCAUCUCUUGUUGAUGGGGAGGAGGCGGUCAAGGAGGACGACGACUCCGAUGACAGUGAUGAGACGGAUGAGGAGUUGAAGACCUACAGUGUCCAAGAGGAGGAGAGCGAGGACGAGUCCUAUGUGGUACCCGUGGUGGUGUGUGACGACAGCCACGCCCUCAAACUGCGAGGCCUCCUCAAGACGCAGACUCUGCUCAACCUCCAUGAGGAGUUGGAGCGCAAGAAAAGGACGGUGUCCUUCUUUGAUGAUGUCACCGUCUAUCUGUUUGAUCAGGAGAGUCCUACUAAAGAGCUGGCUGCUCACGGACUCCCUUUGGCCACAGAAGGUCUCGGAAAAUAUCCUGAGAGGGUCUCUGACGACUCAUCAGACGGGAACGUCUCCGAGGAGAGUGCAGGCUUGGAGUGGGAGGACGACUUUCCGCUGCUUCCGCUGCCAACGUCCUCGGCCACUCUGGACUCGCCUCCCCACUCCGGCCCCGCCAAAGCUCAGGAGACGCAGCCGGCCGUGAAGUUUUCUCGCUUCACCGUGUCCCGCUUCUCCAUCACGCACGUCUCCGACUCGGAUGUGGACUCUGUUGGAGGAAGCAGCGAGGACGGGGACAAGGAGUGAAGGACAGGUUCUCGCCCCAGAGACCAGACCUGGACAUGUGACCACAGCGUGGGAGUGGCCUGGACAUCCUUUUCAUGUGUAGAAAUAUUGAUUGUGACUAGUUUCACUCUGCAGGGAUUCACUCCAUGAGGAGGAAGACCUGAUGGACUAAAAAGUGUACAGACGUGACCUCUUUUAGGACACAAGGAAGGAAGGAAGGAAGGACACAAGGAGACCAAUAUGUUGAAUCAUUUCGUAGCGAGCUCCUCGCAUCGAGUACAAUCGAGUCCGUGCAUGUUCCCACCACGUCUUGCUCUCAACAACGCCCAUCAUGGAGGCCACCUCACCUCGGCUUUUGGGCUGUCCAAAAGAAUCAGGUCACAUUUUGCUGCUUCAGAAAAAUGUUCACAGUGUCCCUAUUGUUUUGUCCCACCUCCUACUGUAACAAUUAAGAUAUUAGGAAGGUGAAAGGACUACAAAAUGUCAAAUAAACCUUACAUUUAUAUUUAACAUCAAUCAUAAACUGACAGUUAAACAGUCAAAAGAAGCUCAACUGAUGCACAGGAACAUGGAUAGACUGUUUAAAAACUGAUUCAAGACUUGUUUAAGACUGAUUCAAGACUUUUUUUUCAAUGCUUACAUUCUAUACUAAAUUAAGACUGAUUUAAGACUUGUUUUAGACUCAGACGUACGACUUAUUUAUGACUGGUUCAAGACUUAUUUAAUAGUGAUUCAAAACUAGUUUAAGACUUAAAUGUGUGACCUAUAUGUGACUGAAAUGUUAAAUACUUAUUCAAGAAUUACAGUAUUUAAGACUUGUUAAGACUCAUUUAUGACUAAUUCAAGACUUAAUACUGAUUCUAGAUUCAAGACUUAUUUAGGAGUAAUUCAAUGUAUUUAUUAUUAUUAUUAUUCAGUUGAUUCAAUUCUUAUUUAAAACUUGUUUAUGACUUGGAUUUAGGAGUUAUUUAUGAGAGAAAUGUUAAAUACUGAUUUAAGACUUACUGAUUCAAUACUUAUUUAAGACAAAUUCAAGACUUGUUUAAGACUCAGAUUUAAGACUUAAUAAUGACUGAUUCAAGAGUAAUUUAAGACUGCUUUAUGACUUAUUUAAGUGCUUAUUCAAGUCUUGAAAUGAAUACUUAUUAAAGUCUUCCAUGUAGGACUGUUCCAAGACUUGUUUUAGACUCAGAUGUAAGACUUAUUUAUGACUGGUUCAAGACUUAUUUAAUAGUGAUUCAAAACUAGUUUAAGACUUAAAUGUGUGACUUAUAUGUGACUGAGAUGUUAAAUACUUAUUCAAGAAUUACAGUAUUUAAGACUCAUUUAUGACUAAUUCAAGACUUAAUACUGAUUCUAGAUUCAAGACUUAUUUAGGAGUAAUUCAAUGUUUUUAUUAUUAUUAUUAUUAUUAUUCAGUUGAUUCAAUUAUUAUUUAAAACUUGUUUAUGACUUGGAUUUAGGAGUUAUUUAUGAGAGAAAUGUUAAAUACUGAGAGAUUCAGAUUUAAGACUUAUUAAUGACUGAUUCAAGACUUAUUUAAGAAAAAUUCAAUACUUUUUAAAGACAAAUUCAAGACUUGUUUGAGACUCAGAUUUAAGACUUAAUAAUGACUGAUUCAAGAGUAAUUUAAGACUGCUUUAUGACUUAUUUAAGUGUUUAUUCAAGUCUUGAAAUGAAUACUUAUUAAAGUCUUCCAUGUAGGACUGUUCCAAGACUUGUUUUAGACUCAGAUGUAAGACUUAUUUAUGACUGGUUCAAGACUUAUUUAAUAGUGAUUCAAAACUAGUUUAAGACUUAAAUGUGUGACUUAUAUGUGACUGAGAUGUUAAAUACUUAUUCAAGAAUUACAGUAUUUAAGACUCAUUUAUGACUAAUUCAAGACUUAAUACUGAUUCUAGAUUCAAGACUUAUUUAGGAGUAAUUCAAUGUUUUUAUUAUCAUUAUUAUUAUUAUUCAGUUGAUUCAAUUCUUAUUUAAAACUUGUUCAUGACUUGGAUUUAGGAGUUAUUUAUGAGAGAAAUGUUAAAUACUGAUUUAAGACUUACUGAUUCAAGACUUCUUUAAGACAAAUUCAAUACUUGUUAAAGACAAAUUCAAGACUUGUUUAAGACUGAUUCAAUACCUUAAGACUGAUUCAAGACUUGUUUGAGAUUCAGAUUUAAGACUUAUUAAUGACUGAUUCAAGACUUAUUUAAGACAAAUUCAAUACUUUUUAAAGACGAAUUCAAGACUUGUUUAAGACUCAGAUUUAAGACUUAAUAAUGACUGAUUCAAGAGUAAUUUAAGACUGCUUUAUGACUUAUUUAAGUGCUUAUUCAAGACUUGACAUGAAUACUUAUUAAAGUCUUCCAUGUAGGACUGUUCCAAGACUUGUUUAAGACUGAUUCAAGACUUUUUUUUAAAAUUUCAGACUGAAUCAAUACUUAUUUUAGACUUAGAUUCAAUACUAAAUUAAUACUGAUUCAAGACUUGUUUUUAGACUCGGAUGUAACUUAUUUAAUACUGAACAAAACGUGUUUAAGACUUAGAUUUGGGACUUUUUUAUGACUGAUUGAUAUAUUAAAUACUUAUUUAAGACUUACAGUAUUUAAGACUUUUUUGAGACUCAGAUUUAAGACUCAUUUAUGACUAAUUCAAGACUUAAUACUGAUUCUAGAUUUAAGACUUAUUUAGGAGUAAUUCAAUGUUUUUUAUGAUUAUUUCAGACUGAUUCAACACUCAUUUAAGAUUUAAAUCCAAUACUAAAUUAAGAUUCAAGAUGAAAGAUUAUUUAGUAUUUCAGUAUUCAGGACUGAUUUAUGACUGUUUAUUUAAGACUGAUUCAAGACUUCUUUGAAAUACUUUAAGACUUAUUUAAGACUGAUUCCAGACUUGUUUAUGACUUGGAUUUAGGAGUUAUUAAUGAUAGACAUGUUAAAUACUGAUUUAAGACUUGUGUAAGACUGAUUCAAGACUUGUUUUCAGACUCAGAUUUAAGACUUUUUAAUCACUGAUUUGAGACUAAAUUAAGACUGAUUUAUGACUUAUUUAAGAUUGAUUCAAAACGUAUUUAAGACUUGUCUAAGACUGAUUCAAGACUUGUUUUCAGACUCAGAUUUAAGACUUUUUAAUGACUGAUUUGAGACUAAAUUAAGACUGAUUUAUGACUUAUUUAAGGCUUAUUCAAGACUUGAAAUGAAUACUCAUUCAAGACUUCCAUGUAGGAUUGUUCCAAGACUCGUUUAAGAGUCAUCAAAGACUUAUUUAAGAAUUCAAUUUAGGACUGAUUCAAGACUUGCUUGGGCCUUAAAUUCAAGACUGUUUCACGGCUUGUUUAUGACCUAAAUUUAAAUGUAAGACUUGUUUAGGACUUAAGUUUAAGAAUAUUUUAGGACAUUUUGAAGGUGGAUUCAAUACUUGUUGAAGACUUGUUCAAGACUUGCUAAAUGCCUAUUCAGGACGUUCUUAAGCCUUCUUGAACCUAUGUAGGACCUGUAAAGGUAUUCAAUUCAGGAACAACAUUGCCGCUGAAAAGCCAGGUUGCUUUUAGUUAGCGACGUUAGCAUCAGCAAGUUCUGUGCUUUUUCUUUAGCCGAUGCGACUUUUAAGGAGGCGUUGGUGCCUCGCGCUUAUUACGCUCUGCUCAACUACUUAGUCCAUCGCAGCAGGUUUGGUCAGGAAAGAAGUGUCAUCCCAGCUGGACCGUCCGUCCAAACAAAUCAAUAAAGUCUCUUUUCCACAUCUGAAAAAGCGUUUUUUUGUGCAAGCUGGGCCAACUUAUCUUAUCUUAAUUAGCAUAAACAAGCUCAUGUUUUUGAAAGUCAGCCGUCAUUUAUUUACUCGUCGCGUUCAAUCAGUCUAACACGUAUUUAGACUGAUUCAAGACUUACUGAAAAACCAUUCGAGACUUGUUUUCCACUGAUUCAAUACUUUUCAUUUUAGACUGGUUCAAGACUUGUUUAGGACUUAUUUUAGAAUAGAUGAAGUCUUAUUUAAGACUGAACUAGAAGACUGUUCCUAUGGACGUUCAUUUGUCUCUACAUUACCAAAUAUUUUUUUGAUGUCAUAUUUUGUGUUUGAAUUUUGUGAAGU
This is a messenger RNA of Entelurus aequoreus (snake pipefish), 9059 nucleotides long. RefSeq names its product apoptosis-associated tyrosine kinase b (gene lmtkb). Gene Ontology annotation, molecular function: ATP binding; protein tyrosine kinase activity. Gene Ontology annotation, biological process: peptidyl-tyrosine autophosphorylation; brain development. Bases 288 to 5006 code for a protein of 1572 amino acids. The record is from RefSeq and is a predicted model, not a curated record. The transcript is spliced from 15 exons. NCBI's taxonomy places the organism in Eukaryota, Metazoa, Chordata, Actinopteri, Syngnathiformes, Syngnathidae.